Molecule: messenger RNA, 876 nt
Organism: Racocetra persica
Lineage: Eukaryota; Fungi; Glomeromycota; Glomeromycetes; Diversisporales; Gigasporaceae
Source: the annotation of a GenBank genome assembly
AUGUCUACCACGAAUAAUAUUAAUUCUGCUAAAGAAAAGUCCACUACUUUCUCUGAUCCUGAUUAUAAUAGCGCUGCAUACGAUGCUUAUCGUCCAAUGUAUUCGGCCCACCUCUACUCAAAAGUUUAUGCUUACCAUGCAUCACAUUCUUCAUCUUUUUCCACCGCCUUAGACAUUGCGACUGGCACCGGUUACAUUGCCAAAGAACUAUCCAAAACCUUUCAACAAGUGUAUGCUACUGACAUAUCACAAACUAUGCUUUCUUCUGCUUCUAGUUCUCCAAAUAUUCAAUAUUCGGUUAGCUCUGCUGAAGAUCUUUCUCAAUUCCAAGAUUCGACAUUUGACUUAUUGACAGUGGGCCAAGCAGCUCACUGGUUCGAUGGAGAAAAGUUUUUUAAAGAAGCAUGGAGAGUUUUAAAACAAAGUGGAACAUUAGCCAUAUGGGGAUAUGGGUAUCAUGUUGUCGAUGGAUAUCCAACAGCUUCGAAAAAAAUAUUAGAAUUUGGAUCAAAGACAAUGGGUAAUUAUUGGGAUCAGGGAAGAGUAGUAAUAGAAAAUUUGUAUAGAGAUAUUGUGAUUCCUGAUGAAUUGUUCAGAAAUAUUAUUUGGGAAAGGCAUGAAUUUGAUGAGAAGGAAGGAAAAAUGAAGAGUGGUGAAAGUUUUGUAAAUCAGGAAUGGAGUGUUGAUCGAUUGAAAAACUAUAUGAAGACUUGGAGUUCCUACAAGAAUUAUAUGUCCAAGUAUCAAAAAGAAAACCAGAAAAUAGAAGAUCCAAUUGACAAGUUUUUUGAGGAAAUUAAGAAGGAUGAAGAAUGGAAGGAUGACCAGAUUUUAAAAAUUACUUGGCCUUUUGUUCUUGCCUUGGCUGAAAAGUAA